This is a messenger RNA of Ilyonectria robusta, 1468 nucleotides long. RefSeq lists its product as uncharacterized. The record is from RefSeq and is a predicted model, not a curated record. The transcript is spliced from 2 exons. NCBI's taxonomy places the organism in Eukaryota, Fungi, Ascomycota, Sordariomycetes, Hypocreales, Nectriaceae. Bases 52 to 1071 code for a protein of 339 amino acids.
GCUCUCUUUUCCACCUUUUAUUCACAUUUAAUCUAGCUGCUUGCAGAUAUCAUGGAGCCAUUCCCCUCUCACGGGUGUCCUCAUGCCAAGUCGAGCUGUGCCGAUGCUUGCCAGGCAGACGCCGAAGCCAGGAAACAGCAGAAACGGGCCCAGAACCGGGUGAAUCAAAGAGCGCAUAGGAUGCGUCUUAGGGCGAAAGAGGCCGAGGCGCCCCCAGGCCCUCGCCCAUAUCGGAUUUAUCGUUGGCGUUGGCAAUUCCCGGAGCAAAAUGUCCCCGAGACCGGAUAUGCCCCGACAGAAGUCGCAAACGCAGCCGUUGUUCCGAGCUCUCUGCGACCAUCUCCAGCUGGCGAACUGCAAUCGAUGCCCCUGGUGGGAGUCGUCUAUCAGGGGUGGGAUAACACUGCCAUCUCAGCGGAAUCCGACUCCUCACAUCAUGUCGAAUUUCCUCUUUCCGCCGACCAUUUCCUUCAUCUUAUCCGCUACAACGUCUUUCGGGGACUCAUCUCGAUCAAGACGAUGCUCAAUCUCUUAACAAUCAAGGUAGAUGGGCCUUUCGAAAUGCCCGCACCACCCCACACAACUGGGCCAUGUUGGGGACAUGCAACUAUUUACCCCGUCCAUCCGGGCAUCCCCAACUGCCUCCUGCCAACUACUUCACAAAUGAGCCGCCCCCACUCUUUCUGGAUUGAUAUGAUUCCUUUCCCACAACUCAGAGAUAACCUUAUCACAUGGGAGGCCUCUUUUAACCACUUGGAGUUCUUGUAUGAUCUUGUUGGAAGCCUUCUCAACAGUACAUCACUUGGACAGCAAGGAGCCUUUGACAGCCUUGCAACAUCUAGCCAGCUGAUAGUCCGUGAAGAUGAUACAGAUGAACUAACUGCUGGCCGACAAGGGCUCAUUGUAUGGGGAGAGCCACAUGAGAAGGAAAAUUGGGAAGUGACGCCUGGAUUCUUCAACAAAUGGGCGUAUGUCUUAGAGGGCUGUGAGGAACUUGUAAAUAUCAGUAACCGCUGGAGGAUAGCAAGGGGAGAGGAGCCCUUACAACUUGAUGCACCUAGAGCACUGUAAUGGUGACUCUAGCUCUGCUAUAUUGUUACGGCCUGGUCCUCCGAACAGCGAAAAGGUUUGAAAGAGUAGCUAGGGUGCUCAGUAUUUGCUGCCAUAGCGAUUAUUAACCAAUCUUUUGCUAUGCUAGAUAACUGUUAUGGGCUGAAUGGCUAUAGAGGAAUAUGUAUACAGUUAGCAAUCAGUUACCACGCUUACGGACAAAGUGAUAGAAGGGGAAAGUAGUGCUAAAAGGAGUGCCCACGAAGCUAAUGGCCAGCUUGAGGCCAGCUCGGCUAUAGAGUUGUCGCAGAUGGAGGGGCAAGUAGCAUUGAGAGAACUGCCGGUUAAUGCAAACAGGCUAAAGCUUCGGAAGGAUGAGACUCCGUCGAAGGGGUAGGCGAAGUGCCGGAGACUCACU